Sander lucioperca (pikeperch) is the source of this 1838-nucleotide messenger RNA. Its product is annotated as polypeptide N-acetylgalactosaminyltransferase 10-like. The record is from RefSeq and is a predicted model, not a curated record. Lineage: Eukaryota; Metazoa; Chordata; Actinopteri; Perciformes; Percidae. Gene Ontology annotation, cellular component: Golgi apparatus. Bases 1 to 1821 code for a protein of 606 amino acids. The transcript has 12 exons.
AUGAGGCGGAAGGAGAAGAGGCUGCUGCAGUUCGCCGGGCUGCUCAUAGCGGCUCUUCUUUUCCUCCCCAACGUCGGGCUGUGGUCUUUGUACCGGGACCGAGUGUUCGACAACUCGCCCGACACAGUGGACGGACCGGGCGGCAUCCCGCAGAUACAGGGGGUUAACCGGGUGGGGAAGGACGCUCAGGUGGGACGCGACGGCGUGCGGAGGAAAGACUGGCACGACCAGGAAGCAAUCAAAAGAGAUUCCUCUCGAUCCGGUAAUGGUGAACAGGGGAAAGCGUUCCCACUUACCGACGCUGACCGGGUGGACCAGGCAUACAGGGAGAACGGCUUCAACAUUUACGUCAGCGACCGGAUCUCUCUCAACCGCUCCCUCCCAGACAUCCGGCAUGCCAACUGCAAACAGAAGCUGUACGCGGAGAAGCUGCCCAACACCAGCAUCAUCAUCCCGUUCCACAACGAGGGCUGGUCGUCGCUGCUGAGGACCGUCCACAGCGUGCUCAACCGCUCCCCCCCACAGCUCAUCGCCGAGGUCAUCCUGGUCGACGACUUCAGCGACAAAGAGCACCUGAAGGUGGCGCUGGAGGAGUACAUGAUGCGCUUGCCGAAGGUUCGCAUCCUGAGGACCAAGAAGAGGGAGGGGCUGAUCAGGACUCGUCUGCUGGGAGCCGGCGCCGCUAAAGGAGAAGUCAUCACCUUCCUGGACUCCCACUGCGAGGCCAACGUCAACUGGCUGCCUCCACUGCUGGACCGAAUCGCCCAGAACAGGAAGACCAUCGUGUGUCCGAUGAUCGACGUGAUCGACCACGACAACUUUGGCUACGAGACGCAGGCGGGGGACGCCAUGCGAGGGGCGUUUGACUGGGAGAUGUACUACAAACGGAUACCCAUCCCUGCGGAGCUGCAGAAGGACGACUCCAGUGAGCCUUUCGAGUCUCCCGUGAUGGCAGGUGGACUGUUUGCCGUGGACAGGAAGUGGUUCUGGGAGCUGGGAGGAUAUGACACGGGUCUGGAGAUCUGGGGAGGAGAGCAGUACGAGAUCUCCUUCAAGGUGUGGAUGUGUGGUGGUCGGAUGGAGGACAUCCCUUGCUCCAGGGUGGGACACAUCUACAGGAAGUACGUCCCCUACAAAGUUCCUGGUGGGGUCAGCCUGGCCAGGAACCUGAAGCGUGUGGCGGAAGUGUGGAUGGAUGAAUACGCCGAAUAUGUCUACCAGCGCCGGCCCGAGUACCGCCACCUGUCAGCAGGUGACAUGACGGCCCAGAAGGAGCUGAGGAACCGCCUCAACUGCAAGAACUUCAAGUGGUUCAUGAGGGAGGUGGCCUGGGAUCUGCCCAAACACUACCCACCGGUGGAGCCCCCUGCUGCCGCGUGGGGAGAGAUUCGCAACGCGGGCAGCGGCAUGUGUUUGGAGAGUAAACACUUUGUGUCGGGGAGUCCCAUCCGCCUGGAGAGCUGUGUGAAGGGCCGGGCCGAGGUCAGCUGGAGCCACGGACAGGUGUUCACGUUCGGCUGGAGAGAGGACAUCCGGGUGGGCGACCCCAUGCACACUAAAAAGGUCUGCUUCGACGCCGUGUCCCACAACAGUCCCGUCACCCUGUACGACUGCCACGGCAUGAAGGGGAACCAGCUGUGGCGCUACAGAAAGGAUAAGAGUCUGUACCACGCGGUCAGUAACAGCUGCAUCGACAGCAGCCCGAGCGAGCGGCGAGUCUUCAUGAACACGUGCGACGCGUCCUCGGCCAGCCAGCAGUGGCUGUUUGAGAGAACCAACGCCACCGUGCUGGAGCACUUCAACCGCGGGGGCGCCAACUGAGGCGCCGCGGCGUCCGC